UCCACAACCGUCUCUUUCCUUUUUCUUCUUCCUCCCUAUAAUAACUAUCUCUACCCACAAAAGCCAGAGACACCCACCAUUGGUGUUCCACAUUCACUCUCUCCCAAAACCCAUCCCGGGUCGGACCUCAACAGAAAAACCCAAAACCCGUUUCGGGGAUUUUGGCUUUGGAUUUCGGGUUUGAUUUUUCCUCUCUCUCAGAGAGAGAGGCGAAAUCUAAAUCAGCAAUGCUCUCAUUCCGGCUAUACGCCGCCGUUUCGUUCCUCUUCAGUGUCUCCCUCCUCUUCCCUCCCUUUUGCAUUGGGAUUCGCUCCUUCCCGACCCGCGCCAUCGACGCCUCCGGAGACGGCGCUUCCGCGGCCUGGUCGCGAUUCUCCGAGGCGCCGGAUUAUCGUAACGGAGAGGAAUGCGCCACGUCGUUUAACCGCGAGAUGGUGUCCUCGUGCGACGCGUCGUUGGUCCACAUCGCGAUGACUCUUGACUCGGAGUAUCUCCGGGGCUCCGUCGCCGCCGUCCACUCGGUUCUGAAGCACGCUUCUUGCCCCGAAAACGUGUUCUUUCACUUCAUCGCGGCCGAGUUCGACCCGGCCAGCCCUCGGGUCCUGACCCAACUCGUCCGAUCCACUUUUCCCUCCCUCAAUUUCAAGGUCUAUAUUUUCCGGGAAGACACCGUCAUCAACCUAAUCUCCACUUCAAUCCGGGUCGCCCUGGAAAACCCGCUUAACUACGCCCGGAACUACUUGGGCGACAUAUUGGGCCGGUGCGUGGAGCGGGUCAUCUACUUGGACUCCGACGUCCUCGUAGUCGACGACAUUCACAAGCUCUGGAAUAUCUCCCUAACCGGGUCGCGGGUCAUCGGAGCCCCGGAGUACUGCCACGCCAACUUCACCAAGUACUUCACCGACGGGUUCUGGUCGGACCCGGUUCUCUCCCGGGUCUUCGCGACCCGGAACCCCUGCUACUUCAACACCGGCGUCAUGGUCAUGGACCUAGUCCGAUGGCGGGAAGGAAACUUCCGGAAGAAGAUCGAGAACUGGAUGGAGUUGCAGAGGAAGCGAAGGAUUUACGAUCUGGGUUCUCUCCCGCCGUUUUUGCUUGUCUUUGCCGGAAAUGUGGAGGCCAUAGAUCACCGGUGGAACCAGCACGGCCUCGGCGGCGACAAUGUCAGAGGCAGCUGCCGGUCUCUGCAUCCUGGGCCGGUUUCUUUACUCCAUUGGAGCGGAAAAGGCAAGCCGUGGGUGAGACUGGAGUCGAAGAAGGCUUGCCCUCUGGACCAUGUUUGGGAGCCUUAUGAUCUCUACAAGCACCGCAACGUUGCAAAGUAUCAGUCUUUUUCAUCAAUUUCUGCUUCUACAUUGAUUGGGUUUUCGACCUAUUUGUCUUGAUGAUGAUCGUAGUUGUUACUUGUUUGUUGUUAUGAUUCUUUUUUCUUCUUUUUUUUUCUCUAAUUUUUUGGAUACAUUUGUUCAGUGAUUCUUUUGAUAGAUUCAUGUACAGAUUAUUAAUCGGGUUUUUUAGGGGGAGGGGGAGGAGGAGAGAAAAUUCAUGGGGGUUAUGAUGAAAUUCGUUUUACAUUUUGAUGAAUUUUCUUUUGUGCUAUGAGGGAUUUGAUUCAAUCCAGGGUUUUCCAAGCUUUUGGAACCAUUUUGGUGAAUUGGAUUUGAAUGUAAAAUCUGGGGUCUCCCUCAGGAUGACGAAUAUUAUCAUACUCUUCUUUGCUUCA
Molecule: messenger RNA, 1723 nt
Organism: Rosa rugosa (rugosa rose)
Lineage: Eukaryota; Viridiplantae; Streptophyta; Magnoliopsida; Rosales; Rosaceae
Product: probable galacturonosyltransferase-like 9
Exons: 1
Coding region: 228-1385 (385 amino acids)
Cellular component (GO): Golgi apparatus
Molecular function (GO): glycosyltransferase activity
Source: RefSeq, a predicted model, not a curated record